AAACAAUGUAUUUCAUUCGCUUUAUUUUAACCUACUAGGAAGUUAACUCUCUGUUUUUGCUACGGUGGUUUAAAAGUGAUUAAAAGGAAUUUGGGGAAGAUAUGUAAUUUCUGAGGGAAUUUCUAUUAAAAGAUUAUUGGGAAGAUGACAAUGAAAGGAACUAAUUUUACUGUACAGAUAUUAACAUUAUUUGUUGUUGGAGUAAACGCAGGAUUGCAAUUUGACACUGCGAGACAACUACCAGGUCCAUUAACUAAUUUUGUAUCCCACGAAGGCAAAUUUUUCAUCGGAGGUACAGACAGGCUCUACGUACUGAACGAUAAUUUAGGUAUUAUUCAGACAGCAAAUACUUGCAACCUUUCAGCUUUUGAUUGCAAUAACGUGAACAAGAUAUUACUCAUACACAAGGAAUGGUUAAUAACAUGUGGGACUGGUAAUAAUGGAAUAUGUGAACUUAGAAAUACAUCGGAUUUAACGUUGAUUUGGGUUAAUGAUUUGAAAGUUUCAACUGAUAUACAAAGACCAGCUCAAGGUAUGAUAACGAAAAAUGGUUAUUUGACCAUUGCUAUCACAUUUGGAGAAGGUAUAAGGCAGUACUUUAUGUUUGUGGGAGUCACUUAUAAGUAUGCUAUUAGUACCAGGGAAUUACCGUCUUUUGCUCUAGUUCAAACCUUGGAUUCUUCAAGAUAUCUUCAAUUAAUAAUUGAGAAACAUACAGCAGAAGAUUACCUGAUAUACUACAAAGCAAGUUUUCAGAAUAAUUGGAUGACAUAUUUUGUGACAAAUCAAAAGCAGUAUGUAGGAUCAAAAGAAUACAUAUCAAAGUUGGUAAGAAUCUGCCAAAAUGACACAGAUUAUGGUUCAUAUACAGAUAUUGUUUUACACUGUGAGCAUGAAGGCCUAACUUACAACUUGAUUCAAAAUGCUAUUCUUCUUGAUGCUUCAAGUAUGCAAUCAGGCAAGAUUUUUGCCGGCAUAUUUACACGUGGAAAUGAUCCGGAGAAUCCACAAGGCGACAGUGUAAUUUGUGUGACAAAUCUACAGUUUUUAGAUAACGCAAUCAUGGAUGCGAAGAAAGCGUAUGCGGUUUCAUGUGAAAGCGUCGAAAAUGCGAGACGGUACCUUCGAUCGUAUAAGGGGGAUAUCUGUUUAUCUGAAGAGAUUUAUAGAGAACUGGAUUUUAACUGCAACGUUGAAUUGCCGCUGUUUCGCUACGUUAUAGGCAAAAAUGUUUUUGCAAUGCAGUCAAAUAUCAAGUUCAUGAAUAAAGAUGGUAUCAUUACAACAAUGUAUGGGACAAUUUACGACGGCAGACCGGUUGUGAUGUUAGGUACAUCAACUGGAAAACUUAUACAAAUGAAUCUUUUGAAAAACCUUUCACUAGAAAUCUACGCAAAAGAGGUUGUUGAUGACUUUCUUCCAAUCAGGGCGAUUUACACCAAAGAUGAAAAUGCGCUUUAUUUGAUGAAUAGCCGCCGCAUAAUAAGUUAUUUUAACACUAACUGCUCGGAAUGUCAAACUUGUGCUGAAACAAUGGCCGUGAGAAAUCCUUUAUGUGGGUGGUGUAUAUUUUCAGAAAGAGCUACGAGACAUUCGGAGUGUUCCAAUGCUACCGAUUACUGGUUGUCGUCUCACCAGGAAUGCGUGUUAAUUUCAGUUGAACCACCGGGAAUUCAUUUCACUACAUUGUCCAAACAUUCAAAUCUAACUGUCACUAUAACAGUUCAAAAUUUUCCUGCUAAGCAGGACAACGGAAUAUACACUUGUAGGUUCCUUCGAGGACUGCACUUGAUUAACAUUACGGCAGCUCAACAAUUAACUAUGAACACGGUGUUCUGUGAAAUACCUCCAGUAUCCGUUCAUACAGAAGCUGCUAUUGAACUACUACUGAAAACCAAUUUAGGAACUACAGCUGUACUUUCUUCGGCACCGUUCUUAUAUUAUGAAUGUGGUUACUUUAAAAGGUGUGCCGAAUGUGUUAGUACUAAUGGUGCGAACUGUCACUGGUGUUCAAAAACUGCAACCUGUCAAAUGUCGAAUUCAUGUUCUGUGGAGUCAGUCUCGGAAAUCACUGCUUGCCCUCAAGUACUUGACCAAAGAGGAAGCUACUUCAUACCAAACGGAAUUGAAACUGCUGUAGAGAUCAAGAUUGCGAACCUCGUACUAGAUCCAACGCUCAUCUAUAAAUGUAUCGUACCGGAGGCGUUGCAUGAGGUUCGGGCUGAUGUUAUUGCUAAUAAUUCCAUCACAUGUUCACUUAACAUUUUGAUGUCUGGAAGUGGCAAGAAACAUUACAGAAUUGUUAUAUCAUAUGGUUCACAAAAUGGCAUGUUAGCUGAAAUAAACGACGUAUUUAAUAAUUCGGUGACAGUGUACAGUUGCCAAGAGUUAUCAUCGGACUGCAGUCACUGCCGAGCUUUGAAUAAAACACGUUAUACUUGCGACUGGUGCGGAAACAGCAAGUGUAUUUACAGCAAAUUAAGCUGCCUGUCUAUAUGCCCGGCACCUAUCAUCACAAAGGUUAUUCCAAAAGACGGUCCGGUGCAAGGAGGAACUAAGCUGACUUUAUCUGGAACAAAUUUAGGAAGGAAUGUUUCGGAAGUUGAAGGUGUAACAGUUGCCGGUAGACAGUGCUCCUUAAGUAGUUUUUUAGAAGAUUACGAUGUCCCUCACAGUGACGAUUUUGAAACGCAGGUGCCGUCAAGGCUGGUAUGCACAACGGGGAAAGCAAGUGAUGAAACUACAGGAACAAUUGACGUAACCGUGAAUGGAAAAACUUCAAUUUCAGAGCCUACAUUUACGUAUAAGAAAGUGAAGGUGACACAUAUUUUUCCAACGUUCGGACCACAAGCUGGGGGAACAAAGAUCACACUUAAUGGCGACAACCUUGGAAUUGGGAACAGGCAAAUUGAAGUAGUCCUUGGUUCUAAAUCUUGCAAGCAAGCUCUCGUUUAUCCUAACAUAUCACUGAAAGAUGAUUUUCGCGGUAACUUUACAGUGGAAUGCGUUGUACAAAGCUCACUCAAGAUAUACAAUGUCACUGGAUUAUUCUUACAAAUGGAGGACAUGCUAGUUCUCUCUAACUCAACAAUUGCCUACAGUUAUGUUACUGAUCCUGUUGUUAAAGCGGUAUCACCACUGACAGGAUUUGCUAGUGGUGGUACUAAGGUUACGGUCAGUGGAAAGUAUUUGGAUAACGCACACUAUUCAUUUAUGCAGACAAUGUACAAAGAGGAAUUUCAGAUGGAGAUUUGCGAAAUAAAAUCAUCAGAGAAAACGUUAUGCAAGGUCCCAGAAGCACCACGAGCGAUUAAACAUUUGAUACUGGAACAACUGGAGACAUGUUUAGGCUGUGUAGAACUUACAGCGGUCAUUGGCUUUGACGGUGUAAGACGAUAUUUUACAAUAACGUACUUCCCAGAUCCAUUGAUUCACAGGCUUCCCGGGGAUGGAAAUGUGGUGACACUCGAUUCCAAUAGUUAUCGACUAAAAAUCAAUGGUGAAUAUCUGAAUCUUGUUGCAACAACCUCCGAUGUAAGUGUCACAGUUGGCGUAGAACCAUGUGCAGUAAUAAAUCUGACAUUAGUAUCAAUUCUGUGUAUUGCUCCUGCAACAAAACCGCUACCUGGAAUACCUGGUGUAGAAAACCCGGAGGUUAAUAUAACAAUUGGUAACAUUCACAGAACAGUUGGUUAUGUACAAUAUAAAGAAGAGGUCAAAACAGUUCAAACAGUUCAAAAAGUUGAUAUAGUGUUUUCAGUGGUGGGCGCUUUAGCUUUCAUAGCACUGGCUGUUUUUGGUAUUUUUCUCAUAUAUCGAAAGUACAGAAAAAUGCAGAAUUCAAUUCGAUAUCUUGAAAGAACUAAAACAGAGAAUGAGACAACAGAUAUUGCUAUGGAAAUCAGGUACACAACAGCAGCUGCUGUAACGGGCAAACAUGAAAGCACAUUAACCUAUGAUGACAUUUCGGAAAACGAUAUGGUCACAGACAAUGAAUUGCCUCGGGAGAAUGUGUAUGAAAAAUUAGACGGCUAUCUAGAAUCACGCACGUACCUUCGGUUAAAUGUAGAAAAUGAACCUUGUGGUGUAGAACAUUUGGGAGGAAGUGGUUCAUCAAAGGAAUGUAACCUCCAGGAUAAAGACUAUAUUCAUCCUACGAGUGAUUCAAGCUCGUAGUAACAAUUCUUAGUAGUAGUGGUUUUCAAAUGUAGAGAAUGUACAGUAAUUUGUUGCAUUAGAAGUGCCCACAGUUGUUCGUAUGGUUAAUCUGUUGAUAGAUUGUUGAAUAAAUUAAGGCAAUGGAAUACUUUUCAAAACCAGCUUUAAACAGGCUGUAAGUGAUUCAAUGUGAACAAGGUAUCCUGAAACAAUUACCGAUUGAAUUUGAUCUUAAAUAUUUACUUGAACCGUAUUUCAUUUAUUCUCGAACUUCUGUCUUAAUAAGAAUGACUGAACUAAUUUAUCAACAAGAAUGAGAGAACUUGUCACUUGUUUUAAUAACUAUUAAAGUCUACUGAUUAAACGAGUGUAAAUGACGUCAUAGACACUUAAAUUAAUGCCUUAAUAAAUAAUCAAUCUUUGUAGAACAUUUAAAAUUAGUUCAAUAUCCAUCAUAAAAAAAAAUUACAAAAGUUAAAGUUUCACUUAUACAAAAUUGAAAACCUCUAGUUCAUUGUCAAUUAAUGAACAGAUAUUGCUAUUACAGAAAUGACGUUAGAAGAAGGCGCUUCUGUUAUAAAAGCGUGUAUAAGUUUCAUUGAUGUGUAUCAAGUAAUGGAAACAAAAGCUUAACAAGUUAUAAAAACGGAUUGUUUACAUGAAUGCCGUUUCUAAAUUUUCUAUUACAUUGGUAUCUUUAGCUGUAUCUUGCAAUGUUCUAUUGCCUUUUCAAUAACCAAUCCAUUCAUUGGUCAAGUUGUAAAUUUAGAGGGUAUAAGUUUAAGUCCCGGUAUGAUAAUGGAGGUUUCUAAUAAAAAUAGUUCAUUACGAAUUUUUCAAACCGACUACAAUCGGAAUCGUCAAGGAAGGUUUUGCAGUGUAAAUUAAACUCUGAUAUCUAAUAUUUUGCAGCUGUUAUAUGUAUGCUCUCUAAUAAGUACAGAAUGGAAUGUUUAAUAAAGUAUCGUCCAUUAAACUUUGAAAAGCUAUAUAAUAAUUCAUGUUCUCUCUAAGUAAUGUAAAGUUGUCAUGGUUUUCAGAAUGACUGAGUCUUUUUUUAUUGUAUCUCAUCGUACAUGUACUUGCAUUACUGCCUGUCAUCGAAAAUGCAUAUAAUUUGUUUUAGUUUAUAUUUAUUGAGUAUUUAACAGUUGUAAUUCGUUUUCAAAAUAAUAUGCAUAUUAUUUGUACUCAAUUAACAAUAAUGACGUAUUUACAAAUAGGAUUGUAAUGUCAGGUCCAUAACAUGUCUUGCAGGUUUUCAGAGAUAACUGUUUUAAGAUAAAAAGAAUGUCUAGAUCUAUAAUUGCAAAAAAAGAACAUUUGAUGCUGUGUUUACCAAUACGUUGCAAGAAUGCGGUUUGCACGAAACGAAACCCUACAGAAGUGUAUAUAAAAAUGUGUAUAAUUAACUAAAAUUUACACAAACGUACAUAGACAAAGCAAAAACGAUAAGCAACAAAAACAAAUAAAACAAAUCAAGGAACACAGUGACAGAACAGUAGAUAAAAUCUGAAACCAGUUUAUGGUAUGCAUCAUACUUUACUCUUAAUCCAUCUCGCUGAAAAGACAGGGCAAUGUUAUCAAGUUAACGAAAUAUUGCUAUACAAUGCAAGUCCUCAUACCUGAAGGUGACUCUAAUUAUCUUAACUGCAACAUAACCUUAUGAUAUGAUAUAUGUCAAUGGUGUAUAUACCAAUAUUACUGCUAUACAUACACACAAUGUUUGGAUUAAACUUUGCUUAUAUAAAGAACUACAGUUGUUGUUUUCUUAAAACAUCUAUAAAGAAAAAAUAAAAACCAUUCAUUUGUAAUUUGUUGGGAUACUAAGAGAAACAAGAGCUCGUCGAACACGAAAUGAUCCCCUUGAUGCAUUCAGUAACUGCACAAGAAACAUUAAUUAUUUGGUCACUGUGCAUUUGACUGGACGUUUGACGUACUGACCUUAAAUCAAUAAUUAUGUGUCAUUUACCAGUUAUAAGUGCCUUCUGUAUCAAAUGUGAUCUUAAACCAAAGCAUUCUUUAGUUAUUUGACAAAAUAAAUUCCACUGAUCAGCGUCAAUGUGACCUUGGCCUUUGACCUACUGACCUCAAAAUCAAAAGGGGUCAUCUUCUGGUCAUGACCAACCUCGCCAUUAAGUUUUAUGAUCCUAGGUAAAACCAUUUUUAAAUUAUCAUCCAGAAACCGUUCAACUGUUUUGGGUCACUGUGACCUUGAUCAUUAAUCUACUGACUUCAAAAACAUUAGGGUCAUUUGCUGGUCAGGAUCAACCUCCCUAUCAAUAUACUCGAUCCUAGACCCAAGCGUUCUUGAGUUAUCAUCCGGAAACAUUUUAACUGUUCCAGUCACUGUCACCUUUACCUUUGACCUAUUGACCUCAAAAUUAAUAGGGGACAUCUAUAUGCUGGUCAUGACCAACAUCCGUAUAAACUUACAUGAUCAUAGGCCCAACGGUUUUGAGAUAUCAUCCGGAAACCAACUGGUAUACAUACCGACCGAACGACAUGCGCACAAUAUACCCUUCCUUCUUCAAAGAUGAGGGGGGGGAUGGGGGAAGGCGGGUAGCAUAAAAAUGUGAUGAAAUAUUAAAGGGAAGUAAUUCUGAAAAUAAUAAGGCAACAGGUAUUUUGUAAUUAGAUUCUUUUGGCACAUUAGCUAUAUAUGUAGAAUAUUUAUACAAAAUUAUUCAAAAAUCCAUGCAAGAAAAAUUAAAAUCCGUCGGUGGAUUGUUAAAUUACACACCGGACAGGAAGAAAGUCCUGUUGUUCUUUACCCUUCAAGUGUGACAUUGACCGUGAGAUAGGGGUCCGGAUUUAAGUAUGACAAGCUGUUUUUUUAUGGGCAAAAUUGAUACCAAGUUAUUUAAAAAUCCCUUGAAUAAUAAGAGUUAUAGAUCGGACACAAAAUUGCGGACGGACGAAAUGACGGACGGACAGAAAAGCGUAAUCCUAUUUUCUCCUAAAUUGGUUUUAUAGGAGAGAAUCGCCUUGACGUCACGCAAUAACAUCUGUUUAUCUAGUGGUGGGCAAAACAAAUAAUUUCACAUUGUGUAUGGGAUCAGAAUUUUUAAGUUUUGAUAUUUUUUCGCUCAAAAAGGGUUUUGAAAAUUCAAAAAGAUUUGAAAUACUUAAAUGUUCAUAUAUCUUUUUUUAAAUGAAUAACCGUUUUAAAUAACAAAUAAUUUUAUUGGCGGCGUAGUGUUGUUCAAACCUUUUAGAAAUACGCUGUAAGUUAAGCGUUCAUAAUUAAUCCAUUUUAUUUCAAAAAAACAAAAUAAGUAAUUAAUAAAUUGCUUGUUUUAUAACCUUUCCAUUGAUUAAAAAAAAUAUUGAUAUAAUUUAUGUUUUAAGAAAGUCUAGGCCAUUAGACAAACAUCACUGUUUACAAAAAUAAAAAUUAUUAAACUCAGGGGAGUCAUUGUUUUGUUGCCGGUUUCAAAGCCCAUUCCUUUUUUAUUGAACACUACUUACGCCAGGUUUGGGAAUGCAAUUUUCAGAUUAAUAGUUUUUUUUAUAUUGUUAGGAAAGAAAUUUUAUGUUGAGCCUUUUUUUCAGAUACGCAGGCAGACAUUAUCACUGCAUUCAAUAAUUCAUAUCACUAUAUUGGUGAUAUUGAUAAUAUGGAUAAUCUGUUUUGGCUCAGUUUGUGGAUACUAUUUAUCCCCGGGAGCUUCAGUAAAACAAAACUAACGACUCCAUUUCAUAAGAUGUAGCCCGAGGUACAUCCCAUUCAAAUGGGGAAGUUUACAAUACUAAAAUUAAAUUCACUGCUCCUGUCAUAAAGUAUUAUCAUAAAGAGAGAGAUGUAAAUCAUGUAUGUAAGCCAUACAAUUUCAGCUUUUUAAAAUGUUCUUUGUUAGGUAGUUUCGAUAGUAAAAUGUAAAAUCUUAUCGUGGCAAUACGUCCGUCUUCGUUGUGAAGAGACGAAGUUCAUUACAAAAGCACAACUUGUGAAACCCUGUGAUGGAAGGGGGUAUUGUGGAGGUAAAGCAAUAGGUAUGGCGGCCAAAUUGUGUAAUGCAAGUUGUCAUUGCCGUGUCAAUGUUAGUUCUUAUCAUGAUCCCAGCUAUCAUAUUUUCAUGCCGAUAUUUUUAUUCAUGGCAGACAUAUAUAUUUUCAUCACAUAUUUUGAUAUCUAUUUUGUUAUCGAAAUCCCAACAGUAAUUUGUCUGUUGGUUUUACACUUUUUUAUUUUAUUUAUUUUAUUUGUCACAAUUAUAUGAUACUGUGAGAUGUAUUGUACAUAAUCUGUAAUUAAAAUAUGUUUAAACCGUGCGUUACUACUUAAAACAAUACUGAAGUAUGCAGUGAAAACGAUGUUAUUAUCCUACAUCAAUCUUAAAUUACAAGGUCAGAGUGUUAUAAUAUAUGCACAGUCGCUGAAUUUUAAUCUCCGCAUAUGUUCAAACUUAUAUUGUGGUGUGAACGAAGUUAUCUCCUCCAGGUGAAAAAUCAACGAUUAAUAUCAAACAGGUAAAGCUGCGUUUAAAAAGGAGCUCCUCGCCAAAGCAUAACCCAAUGCACGCGGA
This is a messenger RNA of Mercenaria mercenaria, 8687 nucleotides long. Its product is annotated as plexin-B-like. The record is from RefSeq and is a predicted model, not a curated record. The transcript is spliced from 23 exons. The coding region runs from base 145 to 4176 and encodes 1343 amino acids. Gene Ontology annotation, cellular component: semaphorin receptor complex. Lineage: Eukaryota; Metazoa; Mollusca; Bivalvia; Venerida; Veneridae. Gene Ontology annotation, molecular function: protein binding; semaphorin receptor activity. Gene Ontology annotation, biological process: semaphorin-plexin signaling pathway involved in axon guidance; regulation of cell migration.